Amoebophrya sp. A25 is the source of this 2677-nucleotide messenger RNA. NCBI's taxonomy places the organism in Eukaryota, Dinophyceae, Syndiniales, Amoebophryaceae. The record is from the annotation of a GenBank genome assembly.
CUAGAACUCUCUAAAGAUAACUUUUGUAUAGGCAUGAUUUUAUGUGCAUUUGAUCUGGGACAACUAGGACGACUCUCUAUACCCUAUAAUGUAUUUAAAUGAUGAAGUAAAGCGUCUUGAAAUUUAUAGUGUGGAUGAUAUUGAUACUUUUAUUUUCCAGAACGUCGAAAUAGAGAGAAAGGUAGUUUUGCCUGCUGGCGAAAAAUUUUGCCGCGAUGGUUCUCAAAGGUUUCGAUAUUCCGAGUCCUGGUGGCUCGAAAAGACGGGGGUUGCUCGAAUCCGCGCGAGGGCAUGGCGUUGAUGGGGCUCAUCAAGCAGGUUCAUCAUCUUCAUCUUCUAGUAAAUUAGCCGUGGACCAUGGAGCGCGCACUCGAUCAGGGGAAAUAGCAAGUAGGGGCACUGAAGAAGUUGAGAAGUAUCGUCAAAGUAGCACUUCUUCUAGCGGCGAAACUCCUGGUCAAGAAUGGCCAGGGACGACGAUGAGUGAAAAUGAUAAUCUGGCGUCAACAACCGAUGGCGCAUCACCCUCUAGGUCAUCAUUACCGUCAUCUUCGUCUGCGAGUUCUGCGAGUUUCCAGAGAAACUUGCACAGUGGUACUUCUGCCAUCGAAAAUAUGGAGAGUCUUUCUUCUUCACGUGCCACGAUGCGGGAAUUCGGUUCAAACGGAGAGAGAGCUUUAUCCAGGUCCGGAAGUACUGCACCGUUACUAAUGCAGGAACCUUCAGAUGAUAUACGACAGCUUCAGCCAGAACAGGUGUGCAUGACCACUGGUGAUAACCUUUCAGAGUACGACAAGCUGUGUCUUCAUUAAGGGUUCCCCUAAUCCAUCUCAUCAAGCAUCCUAGCGAGGCUUCUCGAGGAGAAAAGGGCCCUGGGAUGAAUCUCAAGAUGGAUAAGGGUGAGCUCUAACUUCAAACCUGCCACACCAUCAACGACGAAACUCAGCCUCGCUUUUACCAGUGGGAAGAGUAUUUUUUCGACUUGUUACAACUAGAACCAAUGCUUCAUACUACACGGUACAUAAUGCAGAUGAUUUUUAAGAAAAUAUAUGUACUUUCUAUUUUGAGGUUUUUCCUUCAUCAUUUACAUUUUCAUCAUCGAUUUGAAAUUCUAGCUUCUGCAAGAAAACGUCGCCGGACGCCGAUUGGAACGAAGACUGUCACGACUACUACGACUGUUUAUUGAAUUGCGACAUCUACAAAUUUCUCACGCGAAAUGGAAAUCUGGCGGUUGUAUUCAGCUACGUGAGUGCAUUUCUACUCGAAGUGUUCAAUUGUGCUAAAUCAAUGUAUAGACUUCCUAGCUUCAAAUAACGAUGGCGAAUCAAUAUCAAAGAUCAAAGCCGUCAGAUAAUAUGAAAUAUCGAACAGACCGCCAUCUUCAACAACACCGAAACACGUAGGCAUCAAAGCGGCCCGACCUGUUGGAGAAGAUGAACCCAAGGUCUAUUUUUUAAGGGUUAUCCAAUUGCAUCCUGCACUAGCAUCUAACUCUUUCGCCACUAAGAAAGAAAUCAAGGUGGAUGAUCUGAAGAAUGUAAUCGCGCAACCUCUAAAACUCAGAUGGUGAGGAGAAGUGUGACGCUGAGAUGUGUCGCAGUUAUUGUGUCAGGCAAACGCUGCCAACUUGCCGCGAGUUAGCGUUUGAGGCGGAAUGUGAGGCAACGAAGCGGACGCAGCGUUUGAUGCGCUGUGACACAGACUGCAGUUCUGCAACUCGAAUUUUUGGAAGUACUGUUAAGCAGGGAGAGUUACAGGUAAAAUAGAUAUUUAGCCAUCCGCAUCUUCUUGCGAAAUGUUGGUAUUUCUGGUUUUCUAUAAUUGUUCUGUGGCACAAAUACUUUGUUAAAUGACGGGGACGCAUUGUGUUUGUGGACGUACUCACUCUGUCAUGCAGCAAGCUAGUGAUCGCAUCAUCCUAUCCUUGCUUGUAAAGAAUGGAAAAAGGCCCCUCUUGUAAACCUCUAACGCCGGUGCUGGCGGGAUGAUGUUCGUGCUUUGCUGGUGGUGGAUUUUGAUGCAUUAUUGUGGGGGAGCGAGGAUCUUCUGCGGCCGUUCAGCGGGGCGAAGGUGAUUGUGGCGACGAUAGGAUCCGUAAGGUUAGAGAAUGAAUCUAUUGCGCUAAGAAAACCAUUACAAAAGAAAUACUCACAACGCAUACGUAAAUACAUUUAUAGUUUCCUUUCAUGCCCUUCGGAUUCGGUAAAGCUAAAAUUUGUGAUGGUGCAAACCCUAGUAACACCUGUGAUAUGAUCAACAAUUUGUUAUGGUAGAAGGAUGGGUGUGUGAUUCAAGUUGGCUCAGCAUAUACGCCAUCGCCAUGUACUAGCAGUAUUAUAGUACCACAAACGAGUAUUGCAUUAUUGUUAUAGUAAGUAAUUUUUUUGGGUUUGAACAUAGGUCGGAAUUUUUCGUUCUUCUGGUUCUGAUUGCUGGUAAAUUAGACGAGGAUGCAUAUCAUGAAAUGAAGGAGAACCAAGAGGAACGCUCGAUUUGCGUCAAAUUUUGCCAACAGACAGAAUUGUCGAAGACGGUAACCGAGAAUACAUGAAACGCUUUGUUUUGCAAUAGUUGCUGAUCUCUGUACAGGAUGCCUGACACAGGAAUUUAUGUUGUAAGAACUUUCGCACCCCCUAAUCUAUUAAUCACCGAUGGCCCAGCUGUGAACCGCCCUCAC